Torulaspora globosa is the source of this 303-nucleotide messenger RNA. It is a transcript of the gene MCO12, whose product is annotated as Mco12p. NCBI's taxonomy places the organism in Eukaryota, Fungi, Ascomycota, Saccharomycetes, Saccharomycetales, Saccharomycetaceae. Gene Ontology annotation, cellular component: cytoplasm. Bases 1 to 303 code for a protein of 100 amino acids. The record is from RefSeq and is a predicted model, not a curated record. The transcript has a single exon.
AUGAACAUCCACAGCUUGGUCCACUUUGGUUUCGAUCUCACGCUGGUGGCAAUGCUUCUCGCGGCCCUACGACAGAAUACUGGAUACGUAUUUGCCUUCGAGCUGACCAGCGGCAUAAGCCAAUACGUCCACAGGAUGUUGGGCUGGGGCGAGUGGUGCUACUCCAAAUUUGUCAACUAUGCUGUCGGGUCGCAAUACUUCCGCAAACAGCUUCGCAGCGACGGUUUCACAACCAGAAGCGCUAGAGAAAUAGAGGAACUCGGGAGAUCCAGCCGUAGCGCGCGCAACCGUCGUGUCGAGUAG